UCUGCCGAGCCAUCCACCACACCAUCUGCAGAACCGUCUAUCGCAUCAUCUGCAGAACCGUCUAUCGCAUCAUCUGCAGAACCGUCUAUCGCAUCGUCCUCCCUCCCGUCUCGUCCCAGCACGCCCAGCCAUGCGCAUGAAGACCAAGAUCACCAACCCCGCGCAGUUCGCCAGAAUGGCGAUGACGCUGGAAAAGAUCGCAAAGACGUGGAUCUUGCGCCUCACACCAAGCGACGUCUACUUUAUCGUAUCCCAAGCCGACGUCGACAGCGGCAUUCAAGUCUGGGGCUCGAUCAGCACGAGCUUCAUCUUUGCAGACUACCGGAUCGAAAGUGCCAACGAAAACCAGAUCUUUCUUCAACUCUCUGGCGAACAUCUCGUGCGGUCCCUCAAAUCUGCCCAGAAUGCCACCGAGAUCACCAUGAAGCUGGCAAAGAAGAACUCUCUCCCCGUGCUCUCGUUCCAGAUCGCCAACCAGAGUCGAACAGGAAAUUGCGUCUUGCUGGUUCAAGACAUCCCUGUGCGGGUGCUGACUCCGCCCGAGGCAGAAGAGCUGAAAGAGCCCCUCGUCCCUGAGCCGCACGUACACAUCAUGAUGCCGCCCCUCUCCAGCAUCCGGACGAUCGCCGAAAGAAUGAAGUCCAUGUCCAACUACAUCACCAUCUCGGCCAACAUGCGCGGUGAAUUUGUGCUCAAGAUCGACACCGACUCGGUCGAGGUCGAGACCUCCUACCGGAACUUGAUCAACCCCGAGUUUGAUCCAUCUCAGGUCGACUCGUCUCAGCAGCCGAGCGCAAACCGAGACCCAACCCUCUUUGCCGACGCUCGAGUCGAUGCCCGCGACUUUGUCAAAUUUGUGCAAAGCUAUGUGGUCAAUCCCACAAAUGUAGUAUGCUGCAUCAUCGAAAACAGGGGCCUGGUGUUUUACGUUUACGUCGGCGGCCCCAACGAGAGCCAAUGCGGCAAUCUGACCUACUACAUCCCCGUGCGCUCUCUGUGAUAGCCCCGUUUCCUAUCGAGCCCUCUCCCGUGUCCUGUGCGCUAGUGCCCUUGCGAGCCUGCAUCCCUUUUCAAUGGCGGGAGCCACGGGCACUGGACCGCAUCGAGCCGAUCACAUCGAGCGCGCCGCGCCUGCGGUGCUGUUUCUGUUUUCUUUGGCCUCUUGCCC
This is a messenger RNA of Polychytrium aggregatum, 1168 nucleotides long. Its product is annotated as checkpoint protein Hus1/Mec3. Gene Ontology annotation, cellular component: site of double-strand break; checkpoint clamp complex; nucleolus. The transcript has 8 exons. Lineage: Eukaryota; Fungi; Chytridiomycota; Chytridiomycetes; Polychytriales. Bases 131 to 1000 code for a protein of 289 amino acids. Gene Ontology annotation, biological process: mitotic intra-S DNA damage checkpoint signaling; nucleotide-excision repair; double-strand break repair via homologous recombination. The record is from RefSeq and is a predicted model, not a curated record.